Molecule: messenger RNA, 1206 nt
Organism: Coniosporium apollinis CBS 100218
Lineage: Eukaryota; Fungi; Ascomycota; Dothideomycetes
Exons: 6
Coding region: 1-1206 (401 amino acids)
Source: RefSeq, a predicted model, not a curated record
AUGUCCACCCCGCCAGGAUACCACGAUGAUUCCGCUGGCCCUACUGUGAUUACUGUAGCCGUUGUUUUCGGUGUUCUGACCACCGUCGUCGUAUCCGUUCGGUUAGCCACGCGAAUCUAUGUUGUCAAGUCUGUUGGAGCAGAUGAUGCGCUGAUUGCCAUAGCUGGCGCUUUUUCUUGGGUGUUUAUUACAGUGACGAUCCUGUCCGUUAAGCAUGGGCUAGGCGAUCACAUAGAACAUGUAAUGUCGCGGGGCAUGGAUAAUCUAUCAAACUACGGCCAGCUUGUUUGGUUUUCUUCAAUCUUCUACCUCACCUGCCUCUUCUUCAUCAAAGCCUCCGUCCUAGCCCUCUAUAUGCGGCUCGGCGACCAUCAGCUCCAACGCCUAUCCAUAGUCGUCCUUGCCAUCUGUAUCGCUCAAGCGCUCGCAAACGUCCUCGUCUGCAUAUUUCAAUGCUCGCCUAUCCCCGCUGCAUGGGACAUGCGGAUUACCGAGAAGGAAUGCGUCAACAUCAACGCCUUCUACCUCGCCAAUGCGGCCGGCAACAUCCUGACGGACAUCAUGGUGUACACCCUGCCCAUCCGGCUCGUCUGGAAGCUUCAGGUGCCGCCAAAGCAGAAAGUCGCGCUCGUCGUGAUGCUGUGUCUAGGUCUAUUUACCUGCAUCUCCUCUAUCAUCCGCAUAACCUACAUCCCCAUCAUGCUCAAAUCCCUCGACGCGACCUACGUCAUCAGCGGGGCGAUGUACUGGUCCGUAAUCGAGACCAACGUCGGGAUCCUGGCCGCCUCAAUUCCAUCCUUCAAGGCGCUCGCGAAGCGCUACCUCCCGCGUCUGCUGGACGAAUACUACUCCAACGACGACGGGAGCCGCAGCCGCAAGUACGCCCGCGGGUCCAGGACCAACAACUCCAAAAAGACAAGUAGCAAGAUGGGGUCGCGUCACAGGAUGGGCACGGAUGGGAGGGAGGUGCUUUGUAUGGAUGAGUUAGCCGGGUCGAAGGGGAAGCAUGGGAUUGUCACCAAUAUUGAUUUGCAGAGCGGGAACAGCAGCGAGGAGAGGCUGAAUGUGCCGGAUGGAAAGAUCAUGGCGAGUACGCAUAUUUCGACGCAUGUGGAGGGCAACAAGAGCGAUGCGGAGAGUUCGUAUGAGGAGGGGUUGGCGCCGAGUCUUAGUAGCAAGUGCGUGCAUAGGGCCUCUGCUGUUUGA